Messenger RNA from Chelmon rostratus (copperband butterflyfish), 1265 nucleotides. RefSeq names its product ribonuclease, RNase K b (gene rnasekb). Lineage: Eukaryota; Metazoa; Chordata; Actinopteri; Chaetodontiformes; Chaetodontidae. The coding region runs from base 137 to 442 and encodes 101 amino acids. The record is from RefSeq and is a predicted model, not a curated record. The transcript is spliced from 3 exons. Gene Ontology annotation, molecular function: RNA endonuclease activity.
ACUUUCACCGAGUAAAACCGAGUGAUGAGGAUCAGCUGACCGUGAAGCGCUGUCGUCCUUCGAUGGAGCAUUUCUCAGAGUAGUGAAUCAAAAAUAAAAAACAGCUUCUGAUUGAUCGACAAGUCCGAACACUGACAUGCCGUCGCUUCUGUUCUGUGGGCCGAAGAUGGCUGCGUGCGGGAUAGUGAUCAGUAUCUGGGGAGUCAUCAUGCUGGCCAUGUUGGGAAUCUUCUUCAGCGCAAAGUCGGCCGUGCUGAUUGAGGAUGUGCCGUUCACCGAGGAGGACAUUCGUAACGAUAAAAACCCUCCUCAGAACAUCUACAGUCUGUACAACCAGGUCGGGAUCAACUGCUUCAUCGCCGCUGGCAUCUACGUGGCGGUGGGCGCUGUGUCGCUUUGCCAGGUCCGACUCAACAAACGGCAGGAGUACAUGGUCACAUAAACGGCUGCAGCCGUGACCUGACCUCUGACCCCUGACCCCUGACAACCCGAGGACCUGACAUCAGCCGCUGGAAGUCAUUUUCUGUCCAUAAAGUUUACGUUACAGUGUCACACAACUUCCUUUAUAGCAGACCAAUCAGCAGCUGAGUCACCAGAGGGUCAUUUAAAUCUCCGUUUGGGGCAAUCUGAUUGGCUAAGAUGUUAAUGCAGUGAAGGGGGAUGAUCAGUCGGCACGUGAAUUAUUUAUUUUCAAGUUCAGACCUUUGAUAUGUUUGUUGUCUGCUGUGCUGUUUGUUGUCGUUGUUGUUGGAUGAAAUGUUGCAUCAUUCCUUUAAACAGGUCUUUCAUGAAAAUGAACAAACGCUGAUUCACUUUCGCUUCAUAACAUUUAUUUCAUCAUUGAAUUCAUUUUGAAUUAACAAGUGAAAAAUUAGAAAUAAAUUCAUCUUCAGUUAAAGAAGCUGUUCAGACAUCUUCUGUCAGCUGGUUGAACUAAAUAAUGCUUUAUUAUUAUGGUAAUGGAGGUGACACCCUGACAGCAUAAAGUGACUCUGUUUCAUCAUUUUAUAGAUUUUCCAUCACCGUUUCUGAUCUUUAUUUUUACCUGUUGAAGCAAACUGAUCAGAAACAAACACAUCAAGGUGUCGAUUCCACAGAGCUGCUGACAUUAAACCAUCCUUCAGAAGAAAUACAGGUGUUAAAGUAAAAGUGUGUUCAGGCUGUUUGUUAUUAAUGCUACUGUGGAUCAAAUACAAAGGUGUUUAAUGUGACAAAAUUAUGGUGGAUAAUCCUUUGCAAUAAAGUGUGUGUGUGUAAAAAUUGUU